Messenger RNA from Penaeus chinensis, 5733 nucleotides. Its product is annotated as protein ELYS-like. The record is from RefSeq and is a predicted model, not a curated record. The transcript is spliced from 4 exons. NCBI's taxonomy places the organism in Eukaryota, Metazoa, Arthropoda, Malacostraca, Decapoda, Penaeidae. Bases 51 to 4637 code for a protein of 1528 amino acids.
UACAAACGGAAUCCGCGACGAAGAGCGAGGAAUGCUAGAAAUCCAGAAAAAUGUCAGCUUUAGAAACGGAAAUCGCGUCUCUAGUACAAGACAAGUACUUGAUGACGAGCCUCGGUGUGAGUGUGAGCCAGUGGAGCGCCGAAGCCCUUGCAAGAGCGUAUCAGAGGCUGUUAAGUGUGUAUGACAGCUGCUUCGACUUCCCUUCCUCGACCAGCUGUGUGAAGGCCAAGCUGCAGCAUGUACAGAAAUGUCUCCGUCUGCUUGGGAUUGGCCACCUUGCUCCAAAGCUGGAUGAGCUGACAGAUACUGGCAGAGCUUUAAGGAUCAUAUCUGCCCUCGAUGACAAGAUAUCUGCAAAACAUAGUGUUCAGAUAGCAGCCAAACGGAACAGAGUUAUAAUAAAACAGGAAGAACUGAGAAACAAGCCAGCCAAGAAGGUAGUCAAGGUUCCUGUUCGCAAAGAAAACUUUGAGCAAGAGAAUGUUGACCCAAAUAUCAUUUCCACGAAUCCUGAGGAGCCAGUUGGAAAGGUUUCCAUCAGCACAUCCUCGUCAGGAGUUAUUAUGACACAGAAUGAAUGGUUGGUUCAACAGAAGGCAGAUUCUCAGCCCACAGAAGCACCAAAAGAGGAAAAAAUUGCUACUAUUAUUCCAACAGGUCGUCAACUACCCAGAACUCCUGUCAAACCAUCUGAUCUUCCACCUGAAGAUACUGACUCUCCAGAGACUUCAUGUGCAAUAGAAAACAAUGACCAAGAUUCACCUUUUCUGUCUGUUGCUCCAGCAGGUAAUCAUAUUCCAAGUGGACGACAGCUUCCCAGAACACCAAAGGCUGAGGAAGACUUCAAUUCUAGUGAUGAUCAGUCAGAAUUUAGAAACUCUGAGUCUCUCUUGGAAGAAAAGUCACAUCAUAGCAUUACCCUUGCAACACAGAAAAAAUCUGAGACUAACAGAAGAGGAACCUUUGUCCUCCCAACACCCCCAAGAUGCCAACAAACAGUGCUAUUAUCAGAGGAUUCUCUAAUUGAUAGUGAAAGACGGGGCACUUUCACUUUCCCACCACAUUCAGGAUAUGAAAAUAAAGAUUCAUACAGUGAAGUUAGUGAGGGUACUGGUGAUAGGAGAGGGACAUUUACUUUUCCUUCACCUCUAGAAAAUGAGAGGGAUGAUGACACUAUGCUAGAUAGAAGGGGUACAUAUACUUUCCCCCCUCCUGCAGAAUUUAAGGGAGAAGAUUCGUAUGGUGAGGAAGUGGACAGUGAAGAAAACAGGAGCACAUUCACCCUCCCACCUCCUGUUGGGUAUGAGGGAGAAGAGUCCCACAGCAAUGUCACUGAAGGUGAUGCAGCUAGAAGGGGUACAUUCACCCUUCCCCCUCCAAGUGGAUGUGGAGAAUAUGACACAUACAGUGCAGCUAAUGCACCAAAUAGAAGAGGAACAUACAAUGUCUCAUCUACUGAAAUGGAUGGAGAAUCCCUUGAUUCUUCCCAAGAUGAGGAUGAUAACAUUUUUCUAAGUGAAACCAACAGGAGAGAAACAUUUGCCAUCCCUUUACAUUCUGAGAAAGAGGAAAGAAGGGGUACAUAUGCUAUUAGUGGUCCUUCAGAUGAUGACAGACGUGGUACAUAUGCUAUCAGUGGUCCUACAGAUGUAAGGGACAGACGUGGUACUUAUGCUAUCAGUGGUCCUUCAGAUGUAGGGGACAGACGUGGUACAUAUGCUGUCAGUGGUCCUCCAGAUGAAAAUGACAGACGAGGUACAUUUGCUAUCAGCGGUCCUUCAGGUGCUAGUGAUAGACGAGGUACUUAUGAUCUAGGUAAAGGCCCAUGCACCUCGGAAGACUAUGUAGGGCCAAUUUGCUCAAACAAAAUGAAAAAGGAGAUUUUAGUUUUUGGUCAAGAUUCUCUCAACACUAAGCCCAUGGGACCUAUUCCAGAUUUAAGCGAAUUUGAUGAUCUCCCAUUUACUGAUGAACUCCCUACCCCUGAAGUUACUGUAAGUGAUCGUACAUUUCAGAGUGAUUCUGUUGAAUCUUCUAGAGAAGUGUCGGAACUUUCAGAGAAAUAUAUGGAGACACCAUUUAAGAGUAAUGAAGUAAAGAAUGCUUCACAUGAGGAUAUACCUUUGCCAGUCACUAGUGUAAUGGUAGAUAAUUGUGUGACUUUACAACCUCCAACAGCUAAAGAAAAUUAUAUUCCACGAGGAAAACAGAUACCAAGGACACCCAAUGAGAAUGACUCAAAGGAAAAGAGCAACUCUUUGGUAAACAGUACUGGAACUGAAACUACAUUCGAGCAUUCCAGUAUAGGAGGUGAUCCCAAUUUCUCUGUUCAGAUAUUUGUUGCAACUCCAAAGAGGCCCCAGAAUGCUAAUCUGACGGGAGCAAAAGAAGGUGAUGUAGCAUUGAUUGAGAUCCCCAAAGAUGACAGUGAUUUGCCUAGAAACAAAAUUCAAAACAAUUAUGACACUACGGCAGAUACGAAAAUAACACCUCAAGUAAAACAAAACUCUAAGCAGCUUCAGCCAAAAUUGAUGGAGGAAAGUCCUAGGACAGAUUGGGAUUCUAAUCCUUCUGAAAAAUAUUCAGUUACCAGCAGUGUUGAUCUUCAGGAUAGGAUUUUGGAAGAUAAGUCGCCAAACCAUCUUGCAGAUUCUUCUCUCUGGAAGAAAACCAACAUCUCAGACUUUGAUGAUUCUUUGGAGAUUUUCCCCUCAAAGACUAGAAAAAUAACCAUGAAGAAUGAGAAUUCCAUCACAGGUGACCUUGGUGGAGCAAGUAGAGUAGCAGAGGGUGAAUUAACAAAAGACAAUACUUCAAUUGUGGAUAUCAAGAGGACUAAGAUGGGUGAUACUGAGAACAAGAAUGAAAGUCAUGGUAGUAGUGAGGAAGAGAUGCAGAAUAAGUAUGCACUUCACAAAAAUGAGUUCCGUGAAACAUUAAAAGAGGACAUAAUGCAUAAUCCUGAGGGAAAAAGGAAGCAAGUUAGAGGUAAUAGGAAGGAGAAAACCACAGAAAUGUUGGAGAACCUUGAUGUUUUAGCCCACACCCAGAAAAAGGAUAAAGUCAAAGCAAGGGUAAUGAAACUCGAGAAAAACGAACCUGAGGUUGAAAGCAACUCUGAUAAAUUAGGAAAUAUUAAAGAAGAGGAAAACAACAUGCUUCCAGAAAGGGAAGUUAAUUUGAAACAUAAGAGCACGAAAAGCAAGCAAGAAAAACGACAGAGAUCUGCCAGAUCUUGCAAGGAAAACAAACCUCAUGAUGCUGAUCUUAAUUCAUCAAAUGAUACAGUACAUAAUGAUAGCAACCAGCUUUUCUUACAUCCAGUGAAGGCAAAUAGGCAAGGGCAGAAGGAAUCUCAAGAUGACAGCCAAAAGAAAGCAGAAGACACUAAGUCAGUAAAAGAAGAACCUGUUGAACCCAAAGAAAAGAAAUCUAGGCAAAGAAAAGCAGCUGAAGAUAAAACAGUUAAGAGAAGAGGUAGGAGAAAGGAAAAUGCAAUAAGUGAAGAUUGUGGCAACAUAGUGGAAACUGCUAUAACAAAAUCUGAAAAAGGUGAAAAACAGGAUUCUGUAGUAGAGCCAUCUAUAGAAAAGGACACAAACAGCAAAAGUGAUGAAUUAUCACCAGUCAAACCAUUGCCCAGACGAGGCAGGAGAAAGAAAAUUGAACCAGUAGAAAUCCUCCAGAUAACAGAGGAUGAAGUCAAUGUAAAAACAACAAAAUUAUCUUCCAGUGAAGCUUUGCCAGAGGUACCAGCUAAACAGAUGCGAGGAAGGCUGUCAAGGAGAGCACCAAAAGACCCUCCGCCCAAGGAAAAUAAUGUUGAAUUAAAUGAAACCAUACCUGUUCAGAAGGGUAAAAAGAAAUCAGAUGUAGAAGAGAAAAUGACCAUAAAGAAGAAAAGUGCUUCAGUAUGCAAUACUUCUGAAGACAAGAAGGCUGCUGAUAAACUGACAGAACCUGUAUUACAAGAAGUAGUAAAGGAAACAUUGCAGCCAGAACCAAAAUCCAGGACAAAGAGACAGACAAGGAAAAAGAAUGAUGAGACAGUAAUAAAAAGUCCUACCACUUCCAUUCCAGCCAAGAAAAGUACAAAGCAAAAGAAGACACAGGAAGAAAAUGCAGAUCUGACAGUAGUAAAAGAUAGCACUGAAGAGAACCUCAUGGCAGAAACCAAGAAGAGUACAAGGAGAAAGAAGAUACAGAUGGAAAAUGUAGUUGUGGUGGAAGAGAAAGUAGAAACACUAGAAAAGGCUAAAACAGCAAGAGCAAGGAAUGACAGAGGAAGCAAGAAGACACUAGAUCCUGAAGGAGAGUUAGUGAGUGAGAACAUUCAAACCAACAAACCAAAAGGAAGGAGAAAAAAAGCCAGUCCCAGUGAUAGUCUUAUAGAUGUCGAGGAACAAAACCAAGAAGCCAAAGAAAAGGAAGUUCAGAAACAGUCCUUGAAAGCUCCCAGGGGUUCUCGUAAAAAGAAGAAUGCAGAGAUAUCACCAGAUGUUUCAUCCCAGGAAGUUCUUCCAGCUGCUGGUCGUCCUGGACGGCGAUGUAAAGCCAAAGCUUCAGCAGCAAUUGCCGAGACCUUAAAUAGUUCUGACUCUGAAUUUUUGAACACUAUUAGAGCUUAUAAAUCCUAAUUAUGCAAGUAAUUUGGUUUGCUAAUUUACAGUUUUAUAUUUGAAAUAUUGUUUUUUAAUACAUAUGUUUGUUAAUGGUAUUUAUAUGUCUUCUGUUUCAUUCCUAUUUUCAUAUACAUAAAAGAAAAAAGUAAAUUUCUUCUCCUUUUCUCAUUUGUCACUAAAGGAUUGUGUUAUGCUCCAUUGUACUGACAUGUCACUAGUUUUAUGUCAUUACAUUACUAGUCAGUGCUUGUUGAUUUGAUAUGUGACACACAUACUGUGUAUUUCAGUUAACUGAGCCAGGUUUUCAAUGGUGCAUCAAAUGAUCACUUCGCAAGAUGGAAAUUUUUAAUCUCCAUAUUCAUAAGUCUUCCAUUUCUGUCUUUAUUCUUGCUUUCCCAUAAUACUCAUCUUUGCUUUAUUUUCCUUUUUUUUCUAACAAAAUGUAUAGGCAGAUUUACUUCUUUAAUUUUACUGACACAUUGCUUUUAUCCAUUAUUUUUUAAGAUAUGAGUAUUAUGUUUGACUACUUUACUGACUAUAAUUUUAUAAAUUCACAAAACCCCAAAAGGCUGGAGAGAUUCAGAGCUAUGUGUGCUCACAGAAAAAAUAGACUAGAUGGCAAGUUUAACUGCAGGUACAAGGAUUUUGCUACUUUUACCAUGUCAUGCAUGUGUGCGUGACUAUACGACUUGAUAUAUUAUUCUCCUUUAGGGGUUAAUGCAUAGGUAUCAUUUUAUAGACUAAUCUGUGAUGUUUAUCAGUUUAAUGGCAUUGUCAUGUAGUGUAUAUUGAAAAUGUAAUGAAUUAAUUAAUAACUCUUUGAGCUGAUUGUACUCGUCCUAUUUUUUUUUUGGAUGAAUCAAAACUAUAAAUAAUUUUGCCCAUGUGAUGUGGGAAAACUGCUCAUGAACCUAUUUUUUUUUACACUAAAGUGGGACUAAUGUAUAGGUAUAAAUACAUUACAAUAAAACCGAAUUAUCUUAUUUACCUAAAAUUGAUCAUAGAAAACAGUUGAUAUUCAUCAAGAGAUGGAAAAUUUUAUUUUUUUCUCAGAUAUUCUCAUAUUUAAAGAUUUAUCUUGAAAAUGUGAAACCUGUCAAAUAAUGCAAAU